Messenger RNA from Colletotrichum truncatum, 339 nucleotides. The record is from RefSeq and is a predicted model, not a curated record. NCBI's taxonomy places the organism in Eukaryota, Fungi, Ascomycota, Sordariomycetes, Glomerellales, Glomerellaceae.
AUGCUUAAGGGCUAUAAGAACAUAAUGAGGAAUAAAGGCUCUUAUGUUGAACCUGGAGAAAGCUUAGGCAGAAGCUCCGACCCAUUAGCCCCUAUUACUAGACAUGUAAGGAUUGAGAAGAACGGCGCAAGAGGUCACAGAUGCCUUACUUGCCGUCCUCCUAAGGUCUUUCUCAAUACGUUAGACCUCAAAGCACACCGGGCUUCGAAACACGAUAAUGAGAAGCACAGUUGUCGUGAAACUGAGUUUGAUCUUACACUUAACAACAGCCGUUCACGUCGGUAUCACGUUGAAAACCAGUAUGUUGUUGUCAUCCUUACAUUAGUUAUAAAACCAUGA